CACUACUUCAUCACCAACCAAGGCACCAAGCCAAAAAGCAAGCAAGGAGCUGCUCCCCUCUGAACCAGCAACUGAAGCAGCUUCCUCGUCUCAUCAUCGAGACCAGUAGUACAGUAAGCACAAUGGCGACUAAUCUCAAGUGGGCUCCUGUUCUGGCCCUUCUCCUCGUUGCUGCCAUGGUUGGCAGCACCAGUGCUGGCAAUAUCGCCGUGUACUGGGGCCAGAACGGCAACGAAGGCACCCUAGCGGACACCUGCAACUCCGGGCUGUACGCCUACGUCAUCCUGGCGUUCCUCACGACCUUCGGCAACGGACAGACCCCGGUCCUGAACCUCGCCGGGCACUGUGACCCGGGCUCCGGCGGCUGCACGGGCCUGAGCAGCGACAUCCAGACCUGCCAGUCGCAGGGCAUCAAGGUGCUCCUCUCCAUCGGCGGCGCCACCGGCAGCUACGGCCUGUCGUCCACCGACGACGCCAACAGCGUGGCCGACUACCUGUGGAACAGCUACCUGGGCGGCAGCGACGGCUCGACACGCCCGCUGGGCGCCGCCGUGCUCGACGGCGUCGACUUCGACAUCGAGAACGGGCAGUCGGCGCACUACGACGACCUGGCGACCGCGCUCAAGGGCAAAGGGAGCGUGCUGCUGUCGGCGGCGCCGCAGUGCCCGUACCCGGACGCGUCGCUGGGAGCCGCGCUGCAGACGGGGCAGUUCGACAACGUGUGGAUCCAGUUCUACAACAACCCCGGGUGCGCGUACGCCAACGGCGACGACACCAACCUGGUGAACGCCUGGAGCACGUGGACCAGCAGCGUCACGGCGGGGAGCUUCUACCUCGGCCUGCCGGCGUCGACCCAGGCCGCCGGCAGCGGGUACAUCGAACCCGGCACGCUGACGGGCACGGUGCUCCCCGCUAUCAAGGGCGUUGGCAAGUACGGCGGCAUCAUGGUGUGGAACCGCUUCUACGAUGUGCAGAACAACUACAGCGCCCAGGUGAAGGACAGCGUCUGAUGAGCAUACGAAGCCAGCAUAGGUAGCCAUACAUACAGUGGCUAUUCAUUCGUCAAGUUACUAUCGGACUAGAUAAAAUAAGAGCGCGCGUAUCAUACAGUUUGUGUUAUAUAUACCCAAUGAAUAAAACUUGACCUUGCAAUAUAAUA
Molecule: messenger RNA, 1159 nt
Organism: Sorghum bicolor (sorghum)
Lineage: Eukaryota; Viridiplantae; Streptophyta; Magnoliopsida; Poales; Poaceae
Product: acidic endochitinase
Exons: 1
Coding region: 123-1010 (295 amino acids)
Biological process (GO): carbohydrate metabolic process
Cellular component (GO): extracellular region
Molecular function (GO): chitinase activity
Source: RefSeq, a predicted model, not a curated record